Colletotrichum karsti is the source of this 2547-nucleotide messenger RNA. Its product is annotated as putative glycosyl transferase. The transcript is spliced from 3 exons. The coding region runs from base 1 to 2547 and encodes 848 amino acids. NCBI's taxonomy places the organism in Eukaryota, Fungi, Ascomycota, Sordariomycetes, Glomerellales, Glomerellaceae. The record is from RefSeq and is a predicted model, not a curated record.
AUGAUGAGGGGACACGGGGGUCAGCAGCCCGGUCAGGAGUACCCCGAGGGGGAAAUGGUGGAAAUCGACGUUCUUCAAGGCCAUCACCACCCGCACCAGCAGCAAUACCACGAACCCUACCAGAACGCCCAGGGCCAGAACCAAAACCAAUAUCAGGCCCAGAACCAGUAUCAAAACCAGAACCAGUACCAGGAGUACUCUCAAAACCCGUACGGCAGCCCCAGCCCGUACGAGAACGACGUCAACCAGUCCCAGGACUUCCCGUUCGCCCGCGCCCUCACGAACAACGCGCCCUCGCCGCAACCCCAACACCUCCAGCAGUUCCCGACGCCGCCUCAGCAGGCUCAGUUCGCCCAACCUCCCGCCAUCUCCGGCGGCGACGAGUACGGUCCUCCCGGCUGGGCAAACCGACACUCGUUCGGCAUGUCGGGUGCGCCGUCAAUCGGGCCCUCCAUCUCGGGGAUGGACACGCCCGUCGAGUCUCGCGCGGCCACGCCGACGUUGAAGAGCGGACAGCAGACGCCAUUCGACCACCUGCCUCCGCCGAGGCAUCCGUGGUCUACGGACUCAGCGCCGAACAGCCCAAUGAACCAGAGCCACCAGAGUUUGGCUGCUCUUCUUCCGGGACAAUCAUCGCCGGCUCUCACCAAGGAAUGGGUGGAAGGCAGCGACCAGAUCGCGAGGCUUCACAAGCGCGAUGACGCCGAAACCUGGAACGGUUGGAAACGCAAGUUCUUCAAGAUGGUUCCUCUCCUCAUCAUCCUCGCUACCGCCAUGUACCUCGUCUACCUCGCCCUGCGCAUCUACUGCGUUAUCUCUGCCCAGCAGCUCGCCAAGGAAAUCUACGCCCAGGCCUGGGUGUUCAUCGCCGUCGAGAUCGCGGUCGCCAUCCCCUCGCUCAUGCACAACAUCUGGACCAUGUGGUCGAUGAAGAAGCGCCACCGCCCCAAGCUCCGCCUCCAGGGCGACGACGUCCCCACCGUCGACGCUCUGGUUACGUGCUGCGGUGAAGAAGACGACCUGGUUCUCGACACCGUCCGCGCUGCUUGCGACAUCGACUACCCCAAGGACCGAUUCCGUGUUAUCGUGUGCGACGACGGCAAGUCGGCCGGCUUGGAGGCUGGAAUCGCGGCGCUGGCAAUGACCUACCCUAACGUCUACUACCUCGCCCGUCCCAAGUACCCCGGAGUUCCUCACCACUUCAAGGCCGGUAACCUCAACUACGCCCUGGACUUCGUGCACACGAUGCCCGGCGGUGCCGGUCAGUUCAUGGCUGCUCUCGACGCCGACAUGAUCCCCGAGCGCGACUGGCUCCGUGCCAUCCUGCCUCACAUGCUCAUUGACCCCAAGGUUGCUCUCGCGUGUCCCCCGCAGCUCUUCUACAACACUCCGCCUUCCGACCCGUUGGCCCAGAGUUUGGACUUCUUCGUUCACGUUAUUGAGCCCGUCAAGGACGCCCUUGGUGUCGCCUGGUGCACUGGUUCCGGUUAUGUCGUCCGUCGUGAGGCUCUGGAUGAGAUUGGCAACUUCCCUCUCGGUUCUCUGGCUGAGGACGUCGCGACUUCGACUUUGAUGCUUGGUAAGGGCUGGAAGACGGCCUACAUCCACGAGGCUCUUCAGUUUGGUACCGUUCCCGAGGACUAUGGCGGCCAUCUUAAGCAGCGUACCCGUUGGGCCAUCGGAACCGUCGACACCUCGUUCAAGCUCAACUUCUGCUUGUACGGUGACAAGGUCAAGCAGAUGACCGCUGCCCAGCGCUUCUCCGGUUUCCUGUACGCGACGCUCAGCUUGUACACCAUCCUCCUGACCAUCUCCAUGUUCGCCAUCCCCAUCAUUCUGGUCAUGGGCAAGCCCCUGGUCGCCUACGCCAACUACGAACAGCUCCGCUGGCUCAUCCGCGCCUGCUUCGCCGCCACCAUCACCAACCGUCUCUGCGAGUUCGCCCUCUUCAUCCCGGCCGGGUACCACACCGGACAGCGCGGCUCCCGCUACCAGCUCUGGAUGUCGCCGUACAUCGCCCUCUGCAUCAUCCGCUCCUUCAUCCUGCCCACCUGGCUCGGAGGCCAGACCCAGGCCUUCAAGCCCACCGGUUCCCUCGGUUCCGCCCUGAACGAGCGUGACGCCAAGACCCGCAAGAACAUGUUCCGCCGCCUCUGGGGUGUCCUGAUCAACUACAUGGCCAUCUUCCACCUCUCCUUCGUCUACCUCACCCUGGUCGGCGUCGUCCUGACCUCGUACCGCUCCUUCUACCAGAACGACGAGCUCCGCGACAUCCUCCUCAGCCUGGUGACGCACGCCUUCUGGCCCCCUCUGACCUUCAUCUUCAUCUGCAGCUCGCUGUGGACGCCGAUCGCUUACGCCAUCGACCCGCCUACCAUGCCGGACCGCGAGCAGCUCCUCGACCGCGACCCCAAGACCUUUGUCGCCCACCCGACAAAGCAGAGCAAGAAGAUCGCCUUCGGCGGCCAGGCCGCGUGGUUCGAGACGGAGCUGACCAUCACGACGGCGUACACCAUUCUCGUCUUCGUCUGCUCGUUCUUGUUUUAA